AUGGCGAACAAAGCUGCUUGGCUCAAGAACCCCAAAGAGAGGCCAUUGCAGAUUGAUGAUGCCCCUAUGCCAACACCCGGGCCUGAUGAGGUCGUCAUCCGGAAUCGAGCAGUUGCCAUCAACCCGGUUGACUGGGCAAUCCAGGCCACCGGUAUGUUUCCGAUCAGCUAUCCAUUCAUUGGCGGCCAUGAUGCAUCCGGUGAUAUUACGGCUGUUGGUUCUGCUGUAACGGACUUCAAAGUUGGCGACCGUGUUGUUGCCUUCCUCAAUCCCACGGGGGACGGGAAUCGAUCAAAUGGCGCGUUUCAGUUGUUCUUCAAGACAGGCGUGAAUGCCAUCGCCAAGUUGCCCAACAACGUUUCCUAUGCUGAAGCUAGUGUUUUGCCGAUGGGGCUCGGUGUGGCAGCAUCUGGACUCUUCCAAGCUGAUACGCUUGCUUUGCCAUUUCCACAGGUCGACCCAACGCCAAAUGAUAAAGUGGUCCUUAUCUGGGGUGGCGGCUCGAGCAUGGGGGCAUGUGCAAUCCAGCUUGCCAAAGGCGCUGGUUUCAAGGUUGCCGCCACUGCUAACGGCCAUAAUCUUGAGAGUAUGAAGAACCUGGGAGCCGACUACGUAUUCGAUUAUACCAAGGAUAGCGUCAUCGAGGAUGUGUUAGCUGCACUGCAGGGAGCGGACUUCGCUGGAGCAUUCUGCGCCAUCAUCGAGCCCGAAGUCAUCAAGCAGUGCGCGCAGAUCGCAAGCAAACUUGGAGGAAACAAAUUCGUCGCCAAUGUUCGUGUGCCUGCAAUGCCACCAGUCGAAGGCAUGCCUAGCGAUACCAAGACCGCUUGUUGUAAGUGA
Messenger RNA from Phaeoacremonium minimum UCRPA7, 840 nucleotides. RefSeq names its product putative zinc-binding oxidoreductase protein. NCBI's taxonomy places the organism in Eukaryota, Fungi, Ascomycota, Sordariomycetes, Togniniales, Togniniaceae. The transcript has a single exon. Bases 1 to 840 code for a protein of 279 amino acids. The record is from RefSeq and is a predicted model, not a curated record. Gene Ontology annotation, molecular function: oxidoreductase activity, acting on NAD(P)H.